Messenger RNA from Aspergillus chevalieri, 1914 nucleotides. RefSeq names its product electron-transferring-flavoprotein dehydrogenase. NCBI's taxonomy places the organism in Eukaryota, Fungi, Ascomycota, Eurotiomycetes, Eurotiales, Aspergillaceae. Gene Ontology annotation, cellular component: mitochondrial inner membrane. Gene Ontology annotation, biological process: electron transport chain. The record is from RefSeq and is a predicted model, not a curated record. Gene Ontology annotation, molecular function: electron-transferring-flavoprotein dehydrogenase activity; iron-sulfur cluster binding. Bases 1 to 1914 code for a protein of 637 amino acids. The transcript has 3 exons.
AUGGCGUCAAGAGGUGCUGUCCUCCCUCUAUUGAGGAGAGAAUUACAAUGCUCCCCUCGAAUCACCAGAGCUUUCUCGUCCUUCUCAACAAUCGCGCGCCCUGCUCGAGCUCCGAAAUCGAAUACUCUCACUUCUAGACGGUCGAUCCGUCAUACCGCCCUCCUGCAGGGACAGCAUCAGAUUCGAGCCUUUUCGCAAUCGAUAUCAAGAAAGCUUACAGAUGAGGAGGGCCGUUUUGAUCCUCGCCAGGUGGAACGGGAGUCGGAUGAGGUCGACGUUUGCAUUGUUGGUGGCGGCCCCGCCGGCCUCUCAGCGGCAAUUCGAUUGAAGCAAUUGGCAAAUGAAGCUGGAAAUGAGGAAUUCCGGGUAAUUCUACUAGAGAAAGCAGGAGAAUUAGGCGCACAUAUCGUUUCCGGCAACGUUCUCGAACCCACCGCAAUCGAUGAAUUAUUACCAGACUGGUUGUCGGAGGACAACCCUUCGCGUUUUGAAGGUGCGACACCGGCUGGGGAUGACAAGAUGCGGUUCCUGACCAAGAAUUCUUCAUUCCCGAUUCCGGCGCCCCCACAGAUGAACAACCACGGCAACUACAUCGUUAGCUUGAGUCAGCUGACCAAGUGGCUCGGUGAGCGGGCAGAGGAGAUUGGCGUGGAGGUCUACCCUGGAUUCGCUGCCAGUGAGAUUGUCUACAACCAUGACGGAUCGGUGAAGGGUGUCGCAACGAACGAUCUUGGUGUGGGUCGCGACGGAAAGGCCAAGGACUCGUUUGAGCGGGGAAUGGAAUUCCAUGCGCGCGUUACGCUGCUUGGUGAGGGUUGCCACGGAAGCUUGACGAAGCAGGUCAUCAAGACGUUCGAUCUCCGGCGCGACAGCCAGCCGCAGACGUAUGGUCUGGGUGUGAAAGAAGUUUGGGAGGUUCAACCAGAGAAGUUCCGACCGGGUGAGAUCGUGCAUUCCAUGGGAUACCCGCUCCCCUCGGACACCUACGGUGGGUCGUGGAUGUACCACUUUGGUGACAACAUGGUCAGCAUUGGGUUGGUUGUUGGACUCGACUACCCGAACCCGUAUCUGUCGCCCUACGGUGAAUUCCAGAAACUCAAGCACCACCCGCUUUUCAAGGAAGUUCUGGAAGGCGGAAAGUGCAUCUCGUACGGCGCCAGAGCUUUGAACGAGGGCGGUUUCCAGUCGAUACCCAAGUGCGCUUUCCCCGGUGGUGCUCUUAUCGGUGAUUCGGCUGGAUUCUUGAACGUUCCCAAGAUCAAGGGUACCCAUACGUCCAUGAAGUCGGGCAUGUUGGCGGCAGAGGCAACCUACUCGGCCCUACAGGGCGAGACGCCUGGCACCGUGUUCCUCUUCGACUACGAAUCCGCGCUUCGGAAUUCGUGGAUCUGGAAGGAGCUGCAUGCAGUGCGUAACAUGCGUCCGUCGUUCAGCACCCCGCUCGGUCUCUACGGAGGUAUCAUGUACUCUGGUCUAGAAGCCUACGUUCUCCGUGGUAAAGGACCCUGGACCCUUAAGCACCACAGCACCGACGCUGCCGCCACCAAGGAGGCAUCGCAAUGCCAGAAAAUCGAAUACCCCAAACCCGACGGCGUUCUCAGCUUCGACAUCAUGACCAGCGUCAGCCGGACCGGAACCAACCACGAGGAAGACCAACCGGUGCAUCUGCAAGUGAAGGACUGGGAUAAGCACAAGGAUGUCGCGUGGCCCAAGUACAAGGGAGUCGAGAACCGGUUCUGUCCUGCCGGUGUGUAUGAAUACGUUGAGGACCCGAGCAAGGAGCACGGUGUGCGGUUCCAGAUCAACGCGCAAAACUGCAUCCACUGCAAGACUUGCGACAUCAAGGUGCCGACACAGGACAUUAACUGGCAGACGCCUCAAGGUGGUGAGGGACCGAAAUACUCAUUGACAUAG